AAUGAUUGAACAUGAUUAAUCAAUAGCACUUCAAUAGACUAUAUUUCGAAAUGGUGUUUCUGCAAUACCUUCACUAGUAAAAAAGAAUAGUAUGGGUUUGGCAUUAGAAAAUAUUCCUAGAACAUAAACAUUUUCAAGACAAAUGCAAUAAUCAUGUCAUAAUGAUAGUGUCUAAUAAUCUAGAACUCCAACAAUGAGAAAUGAUUCAUUUUAUGGUAAUAUUUUUAAGAAACCAUCUAUUAUAAAAAAACCCCCUUUUGUUUUAACAAAACCUGAUAAUGAUUAUACAUGGCCCCUUUUUAAAAUAAAAAAUGAUCCUCUAAUAAAAUAAUUUUGGGAUAGAAGAGCUUAUAAGGAUUUAGAAAAGAAUUGGAUAUUUAAUGAAUACAUGUUUGCUAAUAAUAUGUUAAGAAUAGGGAAAAAGAAAAAAAUUGUAAAAGGUUAUUUUUAUAGAUUAACUAAUUCUGGAUUACUAAUGUAUUAUAAAAAGGUAUGGUAAUAAUUAAAUUAAAGGAAUCCGACACAUUACCAAAAGGUUUCUUGUAAUUGAAUAUGAAAAUAAGAAUAGUUGUAAGUUUUCAAAAGACAAAAAGAAAUUUACAAUUGCCUAUAUUGUAUUUAGAAAAGAGUUAAGGUAUUGGGAUAACAAUAUUUGAUCACUUAAUUGAUUAGACCUUAAAAUUAGGAGAGUGCAUAUAAUAAUUUUGUUUGAUGAGAGGGUUUGCUGUUUUAUAUGAAUAACUAGAAUUAUUGGGAAGUGGAGCUUUUGCUUCAGUAUUUAAGGUAAGUAGAAAAAGAGAUGAAAAAUACUUUGCAGCAAAAACUUAUUUCAAAUAAUUUUAUGACGAUCAUCCUCAUAAAGAAAGAUUGCUUGUAAAUAUAUUUAUUUAAAUAUAGGUUAGUCAAUGGUUUAUAAUGAAAUUACAACUCUAAAAAAUGUUGAUCAUUAAAAUAUAAUAAAAUUAUAUGAAGUGAUACAAGAAAAAGAUAAACUAAUACUAAUUAUGGAAUAUUGUGCUGGUGGAACAUUAUAUUCAUAUAUAAAAUAAAAAGUUAAAUUCAACGAUAAGCACUACGCUUAUAUAUUAAAGUAAUUAUGUGAUGCUCUAUAUGAGAUGCAUAGAUUGAAUUUUGUACAUAGAGAUUUGAAAUUAGAAAAUAUUAUGUUAGAAUCAAAAGAUUAUUUAUAAUUGAAAGUGGUUGAUUUUGGUUUUUCUGAAAUUAUUAAUGAAAAAUAAUUGAUUAGUUAAGCUGGAACACCUGGUUUUCUUCCUCCUGAAAUAUUCAGAUAAAUACCAUAUACUGCUAAAAGUGAUAUAUUUAGUUUGGGAGUAAUUAUGUAUUUGGUAAUCAUUUAAUGUCAUUAAGAUUGUUGCUGGAUAUAUGCCAUUCAAAGCACCAACUGCCACAUAGAUUUUAGAAUUAAAUAGAAAAUGUUAAGUUAAUUUUGAUAAGCAUCCUUGGUAAGAUGUUAAUCCAGAUUUAAAAUAUUUAAUUAAAAAGAUGCUUGAAUUCAAAAUUGAAGAUAGAAUAAGCUGUUUAGAAAUUCUAGAUAGUUCUUAUAUUUUACAUCAUUCUCGUCAGACAUCUGAAACAAAUUAUAAAUCUAAUUAAAUGUUAAGUGGACUUGAAUUAGAUAAAUGUAAUAGACAAUCAAUGAAAAGCAUUAAACAGUCAGAAUAAUCUAAUGAUAGAAGCAAAGAAUUUUAAUUAGAUUUUUCUAUUCAUACAAACGAUAUAAAGUCACUUUAUUAAAGAAAUUCUUAAAAAACUAAUAAAUCAAAUAGAUCAAUAAAUUCUUUAGCUAAAAAUUAAUCUUAAAAUAAGAUAUCUAGAUCAGCUCCUAAAGAAUGUUAACUUUCAAAAUUUUAGAGUACUAAAAAGGUAGAAGAUUAAGAGUCACAUAAAAGUCAAAGUAAAAAAUAAAGUUCAUUCGGAGAUGUAAUUAUAUGUAAAUACUUUGAUUAAUAUUAAAUUAGAAUAAGAAAAAAAGAUUAUAACAUUUGAAGACACAGAUUCUUUGAAAUUAGAAUAGAUUCUAUAUUUAAAAAGAUCUGGAUUAGUAUUUAAUAAAGUAAAAAGGCCAGGAAUUUAACCUUCUAACUUAGAAAACUGA
Molecule: messenger RNA, 2116 nt
Organism: Paramecium sonneborni
Lineage: Eukaryota; Ciliophora; Oligohymenophorea; Peniculida; Parameciidae
Source: the annotation of a GenBank genome assembly